This is a messenger RNA of Panicum virgatum (switchgrass), 5551 nucleotides long. RefSeq lists its product as uncharacterized. Bases 581 to 1789 code for a protein of 402 amino acids. The record is from RefSeq and is a predicted model, not a curated record. Lineage: Eukaryota; Viridiplantae; Streptophyta; Magnoliopsida; Poales; Poaceae. The transcript has a single exon.
AUACAUAUUCAGGAUAUCUUCUUGUUCAGAAGAACAGCUAAGUCGUAAAUAUCCCAUAAGCAGAUAAGCUAAGAGCGCAUUGAUACAUAUUCAGGAUAUCUUCUUGUUCAGAAGAACAGCUAAGUCAUGAAUAUCCACACACCUCUUGCAUGAGUACUGUAACAAGAGGCCAUGGCUGAAUUUUGGAAGUUAGCCAGUUAGGAUUAAGAGUUCUUCCAGGCAAAACAAAAUGUCAGGAACCAUAUUUUCCCUCUCCGUUUCUCAAAAGAAAAAAAAGGAACCAUCUCGAAGCUAAUAGCAACAGUUUGCACUGCCCAAUCACUUGGGAGAACCUGAGUCCCUAAGACCCUAAGCGCAACAAUAGCUGCCCAGCUUCUAACAUUAUACUAAAUGCAGCUAAACAGUGCAGUACACCCCUCACGUGAGAAUCGAGAGCUGGAGUUAACACGCGAGCAGAAGCCUCAUUUCAAUCCGGAGAGCGUCGACAAGCCUUUACCCGCCCCCAAACUCUUCGUCUCCUCCUCCAGCUCCGCCCAACACCGCUACUCAGGACACUCCACCCCACUCAAAAGCAACUCUGAUGACCAACUUCCCUGCUCCACAGCACGACCCAGAGGGAGAUAAGAUGGCCAACCUUGUGGAGCAGAAUAUAAUGGCCAACCUAGUGGAGCAGAAUAUGCAUCAUCUCCCACAGCAAGAUGACCCGGUGACCAUCAACCAAAUUGAUGAGCAAGAAAGAGAAGUAUCGAUCUCACCAUGUAACCAGUCUGUUGCCCUUUUCAUUCGGGGUGGCACAUCGGCGCAGCAAGUGGUGCUUCAGAAACAUGAUUUGAUGCUGAUAGAUGAAGCUCAGCCCCAGGAAUUUCCGCAAUGGAUCCCUUCUUUUGUAACUCAGAAGUUGAAGGACCUCAUGAACACAGCUCUCCCAGCAAAUAAGGAUCAAGCAUGGUGGAACAACCUGCCUUUCAAUCCAGUCAGAAUCAAUUUGCAGCUUAUGGGGCCGGAUCAACAAAGCAUAAGCCUGUCACUACAAGCUCCAAUGUCUUCUGGCCAGGCAUCUACAUCUUCUUCUUAUCAAAGGGUAGAAUAUGACUACCCCAAAGAAUAUUUGCUGGCAGUAACAAGGAUUCGCCUGACUGAUCCCUCUUCCUCAAAAGAAGCUGAGCAUCCUGCUACUCACCAGUCCACCACGCAGCCACAGGCUCUCUCUCUACUGGAGAUGGGUACCCCUGCUCCUGCUACUGAAGAUAAGGUUUACCAAAAGAGAAGAUUCAAGCUGCAGCAGGACUUAAAACUGAAGCUCAACAAGAGAGCAAGAAGCAGAGUCAUCAGGAAACGGCAAACAACAGCAGAUAUUGCAGCCUUGCUUCAGCUUGUCCCAGUUCACAGCAAAGACCAAGAACACCAAAACAAGGGGAAAGGAAAAGUAAAUGAGGGAACUCCAAUGGACACAACAGACCUUAGAAGAAGCCACAGGUUGCAGAUCUUGAAUCAAGGUUACAAGCCGGGUUCUACAACCCAACAAGGUUCCCGACAUUAUCAGACACCUGUCAUGCCAUCCUCCCCAUCAGCAUCACCUCAGCAACAUCAAAGCAAUAUCAACAACUUCUCAUCGGAGGAAUUCCCUGGCCCUGUCAAAUUUCCUGAACUGGCUGAUCUCCAAAAUUUGUCGGCACCCUACCCUAUGAUUCCUCCACAGGCCAUCCAAGUUGUGGCAAAGGAGACAUAUGGCAUACCUCCUGUGGAGGUGUCCCUAGAUUUGUUGAUGAAGUCACAAACAGAUUGUUGAUGGCCAUGGCGACUAACAAUAAUAAUAGGUCCUGGAACAUUCUCAAUUGGAAUAUCAGAGGGAUAAAUGAAGAGGAUAAAUGUAAAGCAGUUAAGGAAAAAAUAGAAGAAAGUGUGGCAGUUGUGUACUGCAUCCAGGAAACAAAGAGAACAAGUUUCGAUCCUUUCUUUGUAAAAAAAUUUGCUCCCCGACGUUUCAACAAAUUCGUUUACUCCCCCUCUAGAGGGGCAUCAGGUGGCAUUAUUAUGGGCUGGAAUGAGUCAAUCUUCACGGGUCAAGUUGUGGAAAUCAAUUUGUUUGGUAUCACAGUCCAUUUCACCUCCAACCACAACAAUGACAUAUGGACCCUAACCACAGUUUACGGCCCAAGUCAUGGACCUGACAGGGAUUCCUUCAUAGAUUGGAUAAAUAACUUAAACAUCAGCCCUUCAGAAAACUGGAUUAUUGUAGGAGACUUCAAUUUUUACAGAUCCCCAGAAGACAGAAACCGACCGGGGGGGAAUUUCCAAGAUAUGAAUACUUUCAACUCCAUCAUUAGCAAUCUUGGCAUCAUAGAGAUCCCACUCAAGGGAAGAAACUAUACUUGGAGUAAUAUGCAGGACAAUCCUCUCUUGGAGCAGCUGGACUGGUGCUUCACCUCUCUAAACUGGACAAUGGCCUUCCCAAACACCUUGAUGUUGCCUUUAGCUCACCAUACUUCAGAUCACGUCCCAUGCAUGGUUCAAAUUGGCACUUCAAUACCGAAAGCAAAGAUUUUCAGAUUUGAAAAUUUCUGGGUGGAGCAUCCUGGUUUCUUUGAUGUGGUUCAAGGGGCCUGGAAUGUUGAAGUCAGAUCCUCUUCUAGUGCAACUAUGGUGGCUGCUAAAUUCAAGAAUCUGAGGAGAGCUUUGAAAAGAUGGAGUAAAGGGCUGUCUAAUUUCAAAAUCAAAAUUCAGAACUGCAACAGGGUUUUAGAAGUACUGGAUAAGCUUGAAGAAAAUAGAAGGCUCUACUUACAUGAGGCCAAUUUCAGAAAUAUCUUGAAAAAUCAUGUCUCUAGGCUGAUAAGGUACAAGAAUACUUAUUGGAAACAAAGGUACACGAGCAGAUGGGUGGUUCUAGGGGAUGAGAAUACUAAAUUUUUUUCACUCCGCUGCAACUGAACGGUAUAGAAUUAACACAAUUUCAAGUCUACAACUCCCUAGUGGUAAUUUAGUGGUUGGGCAUAAUGAAAAAGCAGCCUUGUUAUGGGAAGCCUUCAAGGAAAGAAUGGGACAAAGUGAUAACCCAGAAUUGUUAUUUGAUCUGAGCGCUCUCAUCACUGGUUUUCAGAAUCUGGAUUCCCUGAUGGAGCCUUUCACUAAAGAAGAGAUUGACGAUAUUGUUAAGUCCAUACCUGCAGACAGAGCUCCAGGACCAGAUGGUUUCAAUGGUUUUUUCCUCAAAAAAUGCUGGCAUAUUGUAAAGGAGGAUAUCUAUAAGCUUUGUUUUGAUUUCUACAAUGGCAUAGUGGACUUACAGCCCAUCAACAAUUCUUAUAUCACCUUGGUACCAAAGAUCAACAAUCCUUCCAGGGUCAAUGACUACAUGCCAAUCUCUCUUCUAAACAUAGUUCUCAAAAUCUUGACUAAGCUUUUGGCAAACCGGCUACAACCUUUUCUUCUAAAGAUGGUUCACCAAAACCAAUAUGGUUUUAUAAGAAACCGAACAAUCCAAGAUUGUUUAGCUUGGGCCUAUGAGUAUCUUGCACAAUGUCACAAGUCCAAAAAGGAAAUUGUGAUCCUAAAGCUAGACUUUGAGAAGGCAUUUGAUAAGAUUGAGCAUCAGACAAUCACUGCCAUGCUUAAUAGUCUUGGUUUUCCAGAAAAAUGGAUUGGAUGGGUGCAGACUGUCUUGAGAUCAGGAUCCUCCUCGAUUCUUUUAAAUGGAACGCCAGGGAAAACUUUUCACUGCAAAAGAGGGGUCAGACAAGGUGACCCCCUAUCCCCCCUUCUGUUUGUUCUUGCAGCAGAGCUUCUCCAAUUUAUAGUCAAUAGGGCAGCAACUAUGGGGCUCCUGUCAAACCCCCUUCAUCCUACUUCUGCACAUGACUUCCCAGUUGUUCAGUACGCAGAUGACACCAUCUUGAUCAUGAAAGCCUCUCAGCAAGAGCUUUUUUGUCUAAAAGGAAUCUUGCAUUCUUUCUCGGAGUCAACAGGCCUCAAGGUAAAUCACAGCAAAUCUUGCCUCAUCCCCAUAAAUAUUCACCAAGAAAAGGCUGAGCAAUUGGCUGCGGUAUUUGGAUGUCAACUAGGAUCUAUGCCUUUCACCUACCUUGGCCUACCGAUGGGCACAACAAAACCGAAGGUUGAGGAUUAUGCACCACUGAUUUCCAAAGUGGAAAGAAGACUGUCUGCGACCUCCUAUUGGCUGUCUACCGCUGGCAAGCUAACCUUAGUUGAUGCAGUUCUAACGGCAAUGCCGACCUAUGCUAUGUGCACUUUAAAGCUUCCUGCUACAGUCAUCAAAGCCAUUGACAGAGCAAGAAAAGAUUGCCUGUGGAGAAAGAAUGACGGUUCUGGUAAACCCCUAAUUGCUUGGUCUAAAGUAACUACUCCCAAGAAAAAUGGAGGGCUAGGGGUCAAAAACCUAAGAAUCCAAAACCAAGCUUUGCUCAUCAAACAUCUGCAUAAAUUUUAGAAUAAAAUGGAAGUCCCUUGGGUUCAGCUUGUUUGGACAGCUUACUAUGGUAAUGGUGCAGUGCCACAUGCAACCAGAUUGAAAGGGUCUUUUUGGUGGAAGGAUGUUAUGGAAUCGAUUGAUCAUUUCAGAGGGAUUGCAGCUCCUUGGACUGGAAAUGGGAGUACUUUCCUGCUCUGGCAGGAUAUCUGGAAUGGGCAAAUGCUUCAGUCUAAAUUCCCCCAUUUAUUCACUUAUGCUACUAACACCAAUAUCACUCUAGCCACUUAUCUGAAUAACCAGGACAUUCAAGCAAACUUCCAGCUCCCUCUAUCUCAAGUGGCAAUGGAAGAAUUUCACAGUUUCAAUGAUUACAUUCAUAGUCAGAUGCAAAAUUUACAAGGUAAUGAUGUCUGGACCUACAGCUGGGGCAAUGCGAUCUACUCUUCACAAAAAAUUAUACAAGAAAGCUUUCACAUCAAUCACACCACCUGAUCCUUUCAGGUGGAUCUGGAGGACAAAACUCAGUAAAAAAAUAAAAGUUUUCAUCUGGCUACUUCUCCGAGACAGAAUUAAUUCUAGAAACCUUCUAAAGAGAAAGCACUUCAUUGAUGAGAAUGAGGAGGCAAACUGUGUGAUGUGUCAUCCGGCACCAGAAGAAACAACUUAUCACCUCGUUUUCCAAUGCCCUUUCAGUGAACUUUGCUGGGACUUUCUGCAUAUUGGCUGGGACCACACUCUAGACUUCUUCCAAACCAUGAUCAAAGCACAACAGGAUUUUGGGCAACCUUUCUUCAUGGAGGUUUUCUCUAUUGCAGCCUGGGAAAUAUGGAAGCAAAGAAAUGGUUACAUCUUUAGAAACAAAAUUCCUAGUUUUCAAGCUUGGAAGACUUGCUUCAUCGAUACCAUUAAAUGGCAGUUGCUUAGGUGUAAAGAAUCAGAGCGUUCUGUAGUGCUAGCGUGGCUAGAUUCAAUUUAGUUUCCUUCCUUUUUUCUUUCAAUCCCCUCCCUCUUUCUCUCGGUUUGUACAGUUUCUAACCCUAACUUGUAUUCUUUCCUUUUUUAAUAUAUAUAUUUAUACCACAGUAGGGGUUUUCCCCUACUGUUUUCCCCUUCAAAAAAAAA